AUGCCUUAUUGGAACAAUGAAGGACGUGAUUCAUUUAUUAAACUCAUUGAACAUUCAUUCAUUAUUGUUGUUCAACCAACUGGUCCAGAUGGUUUUCCAGUUACAUAUUAUAAGAAGGACAAUUUUGGUCAAUCAGCAAAGUUAAAUGCACGAAUCAUCUGUUUACUAGAUUCUGAUGUGCUUCAAAAUUCUGUACAACUAUCAAAUAUUGAUGUGACACUUUGUUCAUUGAAUCCAGAUGUUAAUGAUAAAGGAUUGAUACAAACACCCAUUGUAUGGCAAACGCAACAUAUUACGAGUGCUGAAGGUGAACUAAUAUCAAUCUUAUAUGCUGAAGUCCAUAAUCUUACAGUUAAAAAUGCCUAUUCGAAACGUAGCAGUGGAUUGUUUUAUUCAAAUCUUUGUCAAUUAAAAUUUCGUACAAAAGUUAAAAUAAUAUUUCAUCUUGCUGACAAAAAAAAUAUGAUAUUCGAACAUUAUAUAGAAUUAUUAUCACAACCGUUUGGAAUUUCCUCUCAUUCACAACAUUCUUCCAGUAUUGUUGCCAAAGUUUUCCUUUACGAAAUUGGACAAAUUUUAGAAAAGGAACAAAAAGUGAUUAACACAGAUAUUCUGACUGAAUAUACUUGUCGAUAUCAUACACGUAUGCUAGGCGUAAAAACAAAACAACAUACAGCUCAAUUCAUUCGUGAAGUCUUUUCAAAAGCAUUUAAUGAUGUCGAACAUCGUAUGACAACUAUGACUUUAAAAUCUCUGAUUGAAAAAAGAUUGACGCAAUUUAUAAGUCAAAUAAAAUUUUUUGUUGACUAUCCAGUUUUGGCAAUAAUGUAUGAUGAUAGUCUUUUUCUUGGUAUAUGCAAUAAAACUAAAGUAGAUGAAAGUCUAUUAGGAACUUCAGAAGAACCACAAAUGUUGUUACGUUUUAAUGAUCUCUGGAAUCAUUCAUGCAAUGAAAGUCCUGAAGUUCGAUGUAUUAUUCAUAAUGGUAAAGUUACAAAAGCUUCUAUUAGUAGAAAAGCAUUUAUCGAUGAAAUGUGCAUAUUUAUCUAUGAAUCGACAAUAGAAGCAGUAAGACAAACAGUCAUUUUUUCCUACUCAGGUAGACAUGUUCUUCGUGAUUUUCAACGGUAUUAUGAUGAAGCAAUAUUUGUAUUAAGCAAAAGUAAACCUCCAGGCGCAAAUGAUUAUCAACCAUUGAUUCCUAUUCUUUGGUAUUUACGAUAG
This is a messenger RNA of Rotaria sp. Silwood1, 1224 nucleotides long. Lineage: Eukaryota; Metazoa; Rotifera; Eurotatoria; Philodinida; Philodinidae. The record is from the annotation of a GenBank genome assembly.